AUGCUGGCGGAAAUCCUUUUGUUUUGCAAGGCCCUGGGCCUCACCUUCCAGCAAAUCUACACCCACCUUAGUCUCGCCCUCUCGCCGCGUCUCCACCGUCUGACCUACCGAUCUGUCGAAAACCCGCGAAACGUCGUCGUCAUCGGUGCCUCGUUUGCCGGAUACCAUGUGGCUCGGUGUCUGGCUAGCUCUUUACCGACCGGCUAUCGCGUGGUGGUCGUUGAGAAAAACAGCCAUCUCCAGGUGACGUGGGUGUUGCCGAGAUUCAGCGUCGUUAGGGGCCAUGAGCACAAGGCGUUUAUCCCCUACGGGUCAUAUCUAUCGACAGUGCCCAGGGGAUCAUAUGAGUGGGUGCGGGAUACGGCGGAACAGGUCGUGGUGGAUGAAGAUGGGAGGGGAAAGGUUCAGUUGGGGUCUGGAAAGACCAUCGACUUUGAGUAUCUGGUCAUAGCGACUGGGGCGUCGGCGACGUUGCCGUCUCGAGUGGGAGUGACGACGAAGAGAGAGGGUAUGGAGUUGUUGACCAUCGAGCAAGACAGGUUGGUGGCUGCGACAGACGUGGUCGUCCUGGGUGGUGGACCGGCAGGGAUAGAGCUGGCAGGGGAUGCGAAGUCGCGAUAUCCGGAGAAGAAUGUCACGUUAGUGCAUUCGCGAAACACAUUGUUGAACGACAACUUCGGACCGACGCUGGCAAAGAGAGCGUUUGAGGAAUUGGUGAAUGUCGGAGUAUGUGUUAAACUGGGAGAGAGGGCAAGUGUCGACGGCAUCGAGGAGACAGGAACUGUGCAAUUACACUCUGGGGAGACAAUCCCAUGCGAUUAUCUGGCAAAAUGCAUCGGGCAACGGCCGAAUUCCGCUCUGAUAGAGGCGCUGUCACCCAAGUCGGUCUCCGCAUCAGGACAUAUUCGGGUUCGGCCUACAUUGCAGCUCGCCGAUUCGACAUUAGAUAGAAUCUAUGCAGCAGGCGAUGUGAUUGAGCUGAACUGCAUUAGGAAUGCGCGCUCGGCGUUUGAGCAAGCAAGAUAUGUCGCCAACAACAUUGUGUCUUUCAUCCGGUCCAAGAAGCAGGCCGAAUAUCAUUAUAGCUGGUGGGAGGGCGCAACCAAAUUGACACUUGGCCUGACGAAAUCAGUGGCGUAUAUGAGCGACGGAUCGGCGGAGAUCAGUCUCUCUAUGAAGGGCAAAGAAGAGAUGGACAGUCCCAUGAUCUGGCGGUUCUUCGGAGCUAAGGCCUUUGUCGACGAGACAGAUGACAAGGUGGAUUAA
Messenger RNA from Aspergillus affinis, 1266 nucleotides. RefSeq names its product NAD(P)/FAD-dependent oxidoreductase. The coding region runs from base 1 to 1266 and encodes 421 amino acids. The transcript has 3 exons. Gene Ontology annotation, molecular function: flavin adenine dinucleotide binding; electron-transferring-flavoprotein dehydrogenase activity. Gene Ontology annotation, cellular component: cytoplasm. The record is from RefSeq and is a predicted model, not a curated record. Lineage: Eukaryota; Fungi; Ascomycota; Eurotiomycetes; Eurotiales; Aspergillaceae.